CCAAUAGUUAGUUGUAAAAAACACCAGCAAGAACGGACGUCUCUAGGUUAUGGGCCCAGCCAAGCAGAAAGAAGUGGCGAUUCACGGAAUCCCAUAGUUUUCCGGAACAGGCUACGACACCUAUUCCUUUCCUUUAGCAAAGCAUAAGGAAAACUCCUUCAUAAAUAAUUAACACAAAACCCCAUUUCGACGGCUAUUCGUUGCGCCAAACUGUCAUUGGCAUUUGAAGUACGUUUUCCAUCGUGUCCUGUCAAUUCGCGAUACAAUGGUCCAGCCUGGUCACAUACUGACCUUGCUUCUUCGCAUCAGAAAUUGACAAAUAAAAAAGAAGUCAAGCAGCAAAAAACUCUGAAAAGCAAUAUGUCAAAGAAUAGGAUUUUGGUAAACAAUCAAAGAAAAUUUUAAUUUUCUUACUAUUUCCCGGCUUAAAUGGAAGUGAAAAUGCAGCACCGGACACGGGCACAUGCGUUCCAGAUACAGGUCAAAGCGCUGAUCAAAACGCUGAAAUGUCUACAGUCAGACGAUAAAUACCAGGCGCUGCUGUUUCUCAUCUCGGCCAUCAAGCUGUACGUCAAGUUCCUGUACAAUGAUUGCCAGGAGCGUCUCUACAAACCAGCAAUACUCAAAGAGUUGAACAAUAUCGAAAAUGUGAUUGUGGUGAACCUGCUGAAGACGCGCAGCGCGCCAGCGUCCGGCUCGUCCCUGUCGGUCGCCACCGGCCGCACGACCGUGUCCUCGUUUGGUGGCGACCUCGCGGGCAAGGUCUGUCUCGACAUCGACACCAGCACCAGCGUCCGCUGCACGGAUCUGUCGCUCGGUAGCGAUGGUUUGUUGUUGAUGCACCCGCAUCGCACCCGCGAACCUCCGCUAGCUCCCUGGGACCUUCGGGGGAAGCUACUGCGGGGCAACCUGUUCGACGGUCUGCCACUGACCGGCAGCGUGCGGCUAGGGCCAGAGUACAGCAGCAGAGGUGGAACGUUACUCAAGGCGGGACAGCGAGCGGGGGGCGCAAAUCGAUGGCUGGGGAACGUUCGGAUGAAUCGUGCGCUGGUUCGUAUGAUCGCCAAUCACGAUUUUAAGCUACUGUUCAACAUGUUCGAACAAAGCAUCUUUCCCGCGUGGAAAAUCUACAAAAACGAGCAAAUAUUUGUACGGAAACGGCCCGCCCUAACCACGGUCACGGUGCGCACUUCCCUUCCCGCCAUUUGCUACGGAAGCGGUUCGUCGCACUCGCCACCUGCCACGUACAUCAAGAAGGAGGAGUUCGACUUCGACACGCCGUACUCCAUCGCAGACGAUCACUGCUUCGAGGAGAUCAAGGACGAGGACGACGAGGACCUUCUGCUGAUGAAGGAAGACGACUCGAUAGACAAUUCGAACGAAAUCUUCUCGGAGGAGGAAUCGUCCACCAACAACACCUCCCUGAUGCUGUCGUCCGACACCAACACGCUGGACACGAACGAUUCCAGCAUGGUUUCGCACGAGCGCAACAAGGAACAGGUGUACCAGUGCUUACUUUGUGAUAAAAGCUAUAGGAAACGCAAAUCUCUUGUCAUCCACUUCAGCCACCAUCCGGGAUUUUGUCCCGAUUGUGGCAAACAGCGAGGAGUAACCUCAGAGGAAAUCGUUGAACACAAUCGAAUCUAUCACAAAAACCGGCCUCACAUAUGUGAGCACUGCGGGGAAACCUUCACGCGAAAUCAACAGUAUCAGAUACACGUCCAGGGUCAUUUUAUAAGCAAGGAUAGGGUAGCGGAGCAAAACUGUAAAAAAACUCACAAGUACAGCUGUAAAACAUGCGGUAUCGUUUUUAACAAUCAAAAAUAUCUCGAAAAGCACAUCCAGAAAACCAACCACCAGGCGGAAGGUUUGGUGUGCGACAUUUGUGGUGCAAUAUUUUGUAACAGUAUCAAGCUCAGCCAGCACGUCAGCCGCACUCAUCACAACGUGUUUACUCAGAAAGCUACCUUAGAGAGAAGUUUGCUGCUGCAGGGAACGAGUGUUACGGACAAAGCCUUCACCUGUGAGCAGUGCGGAGCCUCCUUUCUGUCGCAGCCCUCCCUACAUGAGCACAUCAAACUAUCACAUUCCGUUCCGGAAAACAAAUUCGAGUGCAAUAUCUGCAACAAGCUGUUCGCCGCCAAACGGUCUCUCAAACGCCAUAAACUUUGCCAUUCGGAUGAGCGCGCCUUCCGCUGUACGGUGGAAAACUGCAAGGAAUCGUACAAAAACCAAUCGCACCUUGCCCGCCACAUGAAGACCGCCCAUCACAUCGAUCCGCCGUCGAAGCGACUGCAGAAAGCGAAAGCGGCUGCGGCGGCGGCGGCGGCCGCUGCUGGGGCGGGCACAAGCACGGCCACUGCCUCAUCGGCCGAUCCCAGCUCGGCCAGCACGGACUUCAUCACGCACGGUGACGUUGCGACGAUGGGUGGAGGCUCGUGCGAUUCGCUGAAGGGUAUUGGCAGCAGCACGUUGAAAAAAUCGCUUGGAAGCAGCGAAAAGUCGCUCGGCGAUAGUAGCACCAACUUUAGCGACAAUUUGUCGUCGUUUAAUUACGAGUUUUCCGACACGACCGCAGGAACGUCGACACCGGCGCUGGCAGCAGCGAUGGGUUCGGCGGGCAGUGACGGUAGCGUGCCGGGCGCGCUUACCGCUAGCAGUAGCGCCCUGGCGGGUCAGCGCCCAUCCGCCCUAACCUGCUCCGUUACGGGCAUGCAGCAAAGCAGCGGUACGUUCAACGACCCUGCCAUCAGCUUUGGUACGAACAAACAGCAGCAGUCGCUGCAGCUGCAACAGCAGCAGCAGCAACAACAGCAGCAACAACAGCAGCAACAACAACAGCAGCAACAGCAGCAGCAACAACAGCAACAACAGCAACAACAACAGCAGCAACAGCAGCAGCAACAACAGCAACAGCAACAACAGCUACAGCUACAACAGCAACAGCUACAACAUCAACAACAACCACAACACCUCGGGGGUGGGUGGCAGAAUCUCGAGUUUGGUGCAGGGACAGCGACGGCGCACCGAUCGGCAGCACUUCCCGGUAGUGUCGUUGGUGGUAUGCAAUCGUUACAGGAUCCACUGGCGGCCACGACGGGUAGCUUUAUGGACGGUGGACACCAUCACCUGCAGAAUCAUCAGAACCUUCAACACCCCACAGCACACCAUCAUGGGAUUGGACCAAUGGCAAAUCCGAUGGCCAGCACAGCGGGCAGCUUUAUGGGCAGUGGCAGCUUAACAGGCGGCACGAGGCGUUUCCCUCUGCCGGAGGGUAACUUUAUGUGUGAGCACUGCGAUGAAACCAACUUCAUAAAUGCACAACAGUACCAUCUUCAUGUGCAGGACCAUUUUGCGGCCAAGGAUGGUAAAGAUCACCCGAACAAAAAGCUGCUGCGGUUAAAUUGUAAAACAUGCAAUCUGGUGUUCGCUACGGGAGCGCAGCUCGAUCGGCACAUUCACAAAACAAACCAUCACACCGAAAGCAUAGCGUGUGAAAUAUGUAGUGCAAUAUUCAACUCCAACCUAAAAGUUUACCAGCACAUGCUGAAGUGUCACAAAAAUGACGUUUGGUUUGCUUGUGAACAGUGCUCGAAGGUUUUCAUAUUGAAACAGGACUACGACAAGCAUCAGCUGGUGCACCAGACGGUGACGGAUCGGUCCAUCAUCUGUGAGCACUGCGCCUCGUCCUUCCUCACGCAGGAAGCACUAAAGGAACAUAUCAAAAUAGCCCAUUCGAUGGACAAAAAAUACAAAUGUAACAUUUGCAACAAGCUCUUUGCUGCCCGUCGAUCGCUCAAACGCCAUAAACUGUGCCACGAAGAGGAGGCCGCUUUCCGAUGCCCGAUCGACGGUUGCAAGGAAGCAUUCCGGACGGCGGCAAACCUGGCGAAGCACAAAAAGAUGGCACACCCGGCCGGGCUGUCGACUGUUCCCGUACCUGUAGGCAAUGUGUUGGCCCACGAGCCAAUGGCGGAUAAGGUCGGUGCCGGUGUCGGUAUGCCAGGCGUAGUCAAGCUGCUGCCGGGCACAAUGGCGUCAGGAACGUCCAAUGCUCCGGGUAGCUCCGGUGCGCUGAAAGGCAUGGAGAAAGCAAUGCACCAUCCGGAUCCACUGCCGGGUGUGACAAUGCCGGCGGGAGGGCAGUCGAAUGUGAUGGGCCAGAUGGGCGGCUCGAACCCGAUGAUGGCGAUGGGAAAUCCUGCAGCUGGGCUGAAAACAGACGGUCGAUCAUCCGCUGGCGGUAUGAUGGUGGUGCCUCCGUCGAGAACGAGCAGCGCUGGCAGCAGCACAGGAAUGAGUGGUAUUAACAAUGGUAGCGUUGGUGCUAAUAUACCUUACAAUCCUUACGAUGCUAGUGGAAUGAACUACAACAGUGUGCUGGGACCGCCUGGUGCGGGUGUCGUCGCUUCCAGCGGCCCUCAUCAUCCUCAUCAUCAUCAUCAUCAGCAUCAUCUCCAACAACAGCAACAGCAACAGCAACCGCAGCAACAGCCCACACAGCAACAACCACAAGCUCAGCUAGUGCAACAUCAUUCACAAGCCCAUGCUCACCACCAUGCCGCUCAAGCUCAGUUUAUCGGAAUGGGCAAUCCGGGCAGUUCUGCGGGGCUUCACUACAGUGGCCGCUCCGGCGGCACGGCAUCGGCAGCCACUCCCGAACAACAAUCUGUGUCUAUGGCAUACCGAAUGGGAGACACAGCGGUGCCAGGAACCAGCGGAACGGCAAGCGGCAGCUCAACCAACAUUCCCUACGGCUAUGGACAGAUGAAUAAUGCGUUCGAUUGGCAAAGCAUGGAGAUGGGAACUCCGACCAAUGCUGAACCAGGCCUAAUAAGUGGGUCGGCAGGACAACCGCAGGCGGCCUCUGGUAGCGGGACGAUGAAAAGUGCUACCGCCAACAAAUACUACAACGCAAUGCACGAGCCUAGUUCGGCCGGAAGUCCAGGAGUGGGUGGCAACACAACGGCUGGCUUCCUUUCACCCCAAAAACUGCAGCACCAAUCUCCCCAUCAUGCACAGCAGCAUCUACAACAUCAGCAUGCACAACAGUCACAGCUUCAACAGCAACAGCAGCAGCAACAUCUUCCUCAUCAUUCUCAUCACGCGCAAGUUGCUGGGCUGCAAAAUAAAUCUGUGCAAGAACAACACACCCAUCAGCAGCAGCAGCAGCAGCAACAACAACAACAGCACAUGAUGAAUAUGAACAGCCAAGAAAUGAUGGGAUAUCAGGACAUGUGGAAUGCGAACAUGAUGAAGAUGGAAUUCCAAGACGAAGGAAGCGGUACAAAUACGGGCAGCACUGUUGGUGCUUACAACAGUCUAGGGAACAUUUUAAACAAUUUAGAAAUGAUGGGCAGUAGCAACAGUAACUUCGAACAACAGCAGACGCAGCAACAGCAGUCGCAACAACAGCAGCAGCAGCAAGGCUAUGAAAUGGUUUCCACACCACGUACCAGUUCCGAUACUCAUCCACAAUCGAGAGGACAGUCUGCUCAAUCGCCUGCGUUAACGUCACAGCAAGUACAACAUCAUCAGCACCAUCAACAACAGCAGCAGCAGCAGCAUCAACAACAGCUACAUCAGCAACAGCAGCAGCCGCAUGCGAAAGGAACCCAUUUUCACAAACAACAACAUCCAUCGCACAGUCACGCGCAGAUGCUGCCGGGCGUAGAGCCAGGCCAAAUGGUGAACCAGCACCAUCAUCAGCAACACCAGCAGCAACAGCAGCAGCAGCAAUAUUUUCCAGAUCAUCACGGGGCACAUCAGCAGGUACCACAUUCUCAUCAUACUGGUACGAUGGGCCAUUCGAUGGGAAUCCCUCAUGGCCAUGGCCAGAUGCAGCAUAGCCAUGGACAUUCGGCACAGCAAACUCCCAGUCCGCAUCAUCCUCAUCAUCAGCACCACUUGCAGCAGCAGCAGCAGCAAAUGCAACAACAGUACAACGCCCAUCUACCACAUCAUCCCCAGAUGAUGCAACAUCAUCCGCACGCACCCGGACCACCCGGGCAAGUGCCCAGUGGAAGCGGUGGUGGUGGUGGCAGUUUGUCUGGCGGUGGUCCCACUCAUAUGGCACAUCACAAUCCAGCACAUGCUGGCGUACCCGGCCAGCAGCAGCAGCAGCAACAACAACAACCUCCCCAACAGCCCGGUAUGAGUUUUAAUCCCUCCCAGAACGCAUCCGAUCAUGCCAAUGCUGGUGCAAAUCCUUCCGCAUUGCCCACGGAUAUCGCGAAAAUGCCGAACAAUCUACCCUUUGUCGACAGUUUCACGGAAUCGAUCGACUAUCUGCAACAGUCCUUUCAGUACGUGUAAUAGCGAACGUAGCUUUUCCUUCUCUUCCUAAUCGUCGUGUCCGCCUACCUAUACACAUUACAGUGCUAAGCCGACCUUUAGCACGUUCGUACGUUUGCUCAUUUAGUCAAAUUGUAAACUGCAAACAUUCCCAUUUUAUAUUGCACCCAAAACGUUCCGGUGUGUUGUACCUUGUUAACUAUAACGAUAAUGCUUUAGAGGUCGACCGUUCGUCGCGUCAUCAUCUAAUGAAUGAUCGUGACGGUCGUCCAAGUUUGGUAUCGUUACAUUACAUUAAGUGUGUACCGUACAGAGGAGGCUACCAUCGAACUUUAUUCAUUCUUUUCGCUCGAUUAAUGCUCGCUCAACGACGUACAAUUCCGUCGGUCGGCACAUUUAAGUGCUGUCAACAGAAACUAUAUUAAAUUUGGCAUGUACCGAUAACGACGAAAGGCGACAAUUUGGACAAAAAGAACAAAGUGCUGGGAAAUGUGGUAAACAAACAUUAAUCUAAAACUGCGAACUAAAUUACAAACUUUAGCUUAAUUUUAGCACCUACUGCACUACUAGUGAUGUGUUCUUUUUAAUCAGGAACAGAAUUAGUUUUUUUUUUGUUAUGAAACGGUUUUCCGAUUAACACACCUUAUUUUAGAUUUUAUUUAAAUCUCGAUGCUUUGAGUAAAAAAACGGAUCAACUCUAUCAGAUGCAAAACUGGCUCCCUUGACAUAAAAACACACACACUCACUCGGUGAACGUGUAGAACACGUUUGGUUUAGCCAUUAGAGCAAGCGCUUAGGAAAGGAUGGGAGAAAUAAUCGUGACAACCGAAAGGGCUUCUAGCCAGCUUUAUACGCAAUACUGCGCGUAUCGCACGCUGUACAUGUGAAAAUAGACGCAUUGUUUUAAGUAGUUGUAAGUUUGGGGUUAUCAAAUCAAAAACAAUGGCCGGCAAAAAAUACUACUAACUCUCCGGCCGCACUCUGUAACGUAAGCAGGAAGGAAGGAAGGAAAGCAUGAACAAUAUGAUUGCGAAUAACUGACAAAUGUAGGUGCGCGUAGACUCUUACUAAAAGAGCUGUAAAGUGCGUAAAAUUUAAAUCUAAAAAAAAGAAAAGACCGAGCUGUAUCAGGGUUAGGGUGCAAAUUAGCUAAGCUGAUCGUAUAAACACACUUCACAUUUAUUAGUCCAGGAUUAGUUGUUGUUUAAGGUAUUUUGUUUUACGAAGGGAUUUUUGCACUCAAAUGCAGAACCAUUAGUAUAUUUUUGUUUUAUUUUAUCUAUUGUUUUUUUUUUUGUAUGUGGCACAGGCCACCAUUUUAAGUCGUAGAGAUGCUUAUGCAACUCACAAUUGUAAAUAGUCUUUCGUAUGUUUUGCGUAGCUUUUAUCUAGCUCGGUUCUUCAAGCGGAAGUGAAUUGCAUUCUGCUUUUGUUUCGACUUGAACUUGACUGUUUUUUUAACCUGAAACUCUUUUGUGUGUAAAAUAUGUUUCGUUCGUUUCGUUUCUUCCCCAUAUUUGGAAAAAACGCAAUACACGAGCUAAAGCGACAACCACAAUAAGCAAACAGUUUAGCAGAGAUACACGGUAGCGUUUAAAUGUAUAAGCAUGUAAAUUGUACAUCCUGUAAAGCAACGAUGUAGCGACACAACAACAACAACAACCAUACCUUCUGUAGCGUAUCCGUAAAAUAUUGACCAACAAACACUAGAAAGAUUGUGUUUUGUUUGUCCUUCCAGCACACGGUAUGAUGAUCUCCGCAAAACCCUGCAUUUGCGUUAGUUAGGUGCAGUUUGCUUACACGCGCUGCUGAUACUCCUGCUGAACGACAAUGUGCAGGAUGUAAUGAUAGUUCUCAUUGUUUAGGGUAUGCUCUAUCACAACACAGACCACAAAAAAGGAGAAGCAAACAUAAUUAAAGCUCUAAAAGCUGUCGGGAAACUGGCACGAGUACAGCAGAAAAACCCCGAAAUUAUCAAAUGAAGCAAAAGUAGAACACACAUAUUGUGUACUAAACGAAGCGAAAAAGAAGAUUAUAAAUUCAACAUUGAAUUGUUAGCUUCACAAGUACUGCAAACCAAAAAGACAAAGCAGCUAUACACACAAGAGUAAGGAUUGAAAUGAAGUAAAAAAACACCACACAACUUGUAAAUUACAGCAGAUAAAAGAAAAGUGGAGAGUUUGUUU
This is a messenger RNA of Anopheles merus, 8480 nucleotides long. RefSeq lists its product as uncharacterized. NCBI's taxonomy places the organism in Eukaryota, Metazoa, Arthropoda, Insecta, Diptera, Culicidae. The record is from RefSeq and is a predicted model, not a curated record.